Molecule: messenger RNA, 414 nt
Organism: Aplosporella prunicola CBS 121167
Lineage: Eukaryota; Fungi; Ascomycota; Dothideomycetes; Botryosphaeriales; Aplosporellaceae
Exons: 1
Coding region: 1-414 (137 amino acids)
Source: RefSeq, a predicted model, not a curated record
AUGGCUCCGCAAUCAUCAUCCUCGAAGCAUCAGACCGAGAAGCCGCUUCGCCAACUCGCGGCCGAGAAGCUACAUGGCAAGGGUAGCAACCCAUCACAACUCGGAGAUCCAGUGUCUCUUAAAGCUGAAGCAGCCGACUCGCAUCCCACGGACCAAGACCUUGGCUCACGCGGCAGCAACAACGAGAGCAAUUCUAGAGCCUCUCCGGACCAAGGCGGUUCGAGCUCAAAGACGAGAACACCACCGAGCUCAUCUGGUGGCUCACACGAACAAAAGCAAUUGAAAGGGGGACGAGGCUUGAGAGGAAUGGUGGAGGAAAAGGUCAGCCAGGUGAAGAAGGGUGGGAAUAAGAGCGAGAACGAGAACGAGCCCGCGGGUCACGACAAGGGACGCGCACCAACGGCCAAACUGUAG